Monodelphis domestica (gray short-tailed opossum) is the source of this 1176-nucleotide messenger RNA. RefSeq names its product beta-1,3-galactosyltransferase 1-like. Gene Ontology annotation, molecular function: N-acetyl-beta-D-glucosaminide beta-(1,3)-galactosyltransferase activity. The record is from RefSeq and is a predicted model, not a curated record. NCBI's taxonomy places the organism in Eukaryota, Metazoa, Chordata, Mammalia, Didelphimorphia, Didelphidae. Gene Ontology annotation, biological process: protein O-linked glycosylation. Gene Ontology annotation, cellular component: Golgi membrane.
AUGGCUCACAAGAAAAGAGGCCUUACAUGUUCUUGGCUCUCAUUGAAACUAUGUCUCUUGACUGCUGCCAUUUGCUCAGGAAUUAGUUAUUUCUUUUUCAUGCCUCAAACAGUUCAAACAUCUAUCUUAGCAACAAAGCAGCUAAUCUUCAAUUCACAGAUUAAUCCAUCCCGAGAAACAUCCCUAACCCUAGAGGUAGCAGGAGAAAAAAAAGACCUCAAAAAUAAAGGAAUCAUUACAACCCCAAGUCUACAUCUCACUACACUGUCCCGUUUAAAGACCAACAACACAACUCCACAAAAUGAGGAAAAUCCCAAGGACCCUUUGCCAUACACAUUUCUAAUCCCAGAGGAAGACAAAUGUAAGGAGACUACUCCAUUCUUGGUGUUUUUAAUAUGCACCACAGAAAAUGAAAGGUUAAAAAGGGAUAACAUCAGGAAAACUUGGGGGAAUGAAAGUCUGGUGCCAGGAUUUUCUGUGGUUCGCUUAUUUAUGUUAGGUGUCCAGAAGCAUGGUUCUACUGAAGCCAUAAAGGAAGAAAGCAGGAUGUAUCGAGACAUCAUUCAACAGGACUUUCAGGAUACCUAUCAUAACCUGACUCUCAAAGUCUUAAUGGGCAUGAAAUGGGUUGCUUCAUAUUGUCCUAAUGCACAAUUUGUCAUGAAAACUGAUUCUGAUAUGUUUGUUAACACUGAGUACCUUAUACAAAAGCUACUUGCUACAAUAUCCACCUCGAAACUUUAUUUCACUGGCUUUCCAAUGCGGAAAUAUCACCCUAUAAGGAACAAGAACAGCAAAUGGUACAUGCCUCUAGAAGUAUAUCCUGAAUCUUUCUACCCAGAUUUUUGCUCUGGAACUGGAUAUGUGUUUUCUGGAAGACUGGCAACAAUGAUUUAUCAGGUUUCUUUUACUGUAAAAAUAUUACACUUAGAAGAUGUGUAUGUGGGUCUCUGCCUUCAGAAAAUAGGAGUCAAAGUAUCAUCACCACCAAGAAGUACAUUAUUUAAUCCAUUUAAAGUUCCAUUUAAGCCCUGUGUCUAUAACAAACUGAUCACAUCCCAUUAUGUUUCUCCCAAUGAAUUGCUUAUAUUUUGGGAAUUAAUACAAAAGGAAAAACAUGAUUGCUUUCAAAAUUUCAACAACACAAUUUUUUCUUUACUCUUUCCUCCCAGUUAA